UCUCCGAAAUUCCGUGUGAUUCGUGGCUAGCAGAAGAUCAUUUGAAUUUCUCGUGAUACGGUAUUUGUUUAAACAAAAUCAUGGAGGCAAAACCAAAAUUGAGGGAAGAACCGGUUUGGAGUAAACUCCAAGGAUACUUCGACAACAAUGGUUCAAAAAUUAAAAUCUCGGACUUGUUUCAACAGAAUCCAAGCCGCUUUGAAAGUUUUAGUUUAAAGCUCGAAACUCCUGAAGAUGGACCUAUUCUUCUUGAUUAUUCCAAAAAUCGAAUCGACAAGGAUGUACUUGCCCUCUUAUUCGAAUUGGCCCGUGCCCGGAAAAUUGAAGAAGCUCGUGAUGCAAUGUUCACUGGGCAAAAAAUUAACUUUACUGAAGGUAGAGCUGUUUUGCACACAGCUUUACGAAAUAGAGGAGAUACUCCUAUUUUGGUUGACGGCAAAGACGUGAUGCCUGACGUCAACGGAGUUUUGGAACAUAUGAAGCAAUUUACGAAACAGGUAUUAUCCAAGGAGUGGAAAGGCUUCACUGGCAAACCAAUUGAGGAUGUUAUCAAUAUUGGAAUUGGAGGCUCAGAUCUGGGUCCUUUAAUGGUAACAGAAGCUCUGAAACCGUAUCACAUUGGUCCCCGAGUUCAUUUUGUCAGCAACAUCGAUGGCACUCACAUCGCCGAAACUUUAAAGAAACUCAAUCCUGAAACUGCUCUCUUCAUUAUUGCCUCCAAAACUUUCACUACUCAGGAGACAAUCACAAACGCUACCUCUGCGAAAAAAUGGCUCUUGGAACAUUUGAAGAACGAUGCAGCAGUGGCUUCACAUUUUGUAGCACUAUCGACCAACAACCAAAAGGUCAAGGAAUUCGGAAUCGACGAAAAAAAUAUGUUUGGAUUCUGGGAUUGGGUUGGAGGCCGGUACUCUUUAUGGUCAGCCAUUGGCUUAUCAAUUAGCUUAUCAAUCGGUUUCGAUAAUUUCGAAAAACUACUUAGUGGUGCUUAUUACAUGGACCAGCAUUUCCGUUCUGCUCCCUUGGAAAAUAAUGCUCCUGUGAUUCUGGCCUUGUUGGGAAUUUGGUACCACAAUUUUUAUGGUGCAGAAACUCACGCUUUAUUGCCUUAUGAUCAAUAUCUUCACAGAUUUGCUGCUUAUUUCCAACAAGGCGACAUGGAGAGCAAUGGAAAAUAUGUCACUCGAUCAGGUCAACCUGUUAAUUACUCGACUGGUCCCAUUGUUUGGGGAGAGCCAGGAACAAAUGGACAACAUGCAUUUUAUCAAUUGAUACACCAGGGCACAAGACUUAUUCCAGCGGAUUUCAUUGCCCCAGUUCUGUCACAUAAUAAGGUUCAAGGAGAUCUCCACCACAAAAUUUUACUUGCAAAUUUCCUCGCCCAAACAGAGGCGUUAAUGAAAGGAAAAAAUAAGGAGCAAGCUAAAGAGGAAAUUGAAAAAUCGGGACUGAGUCCUGAUCAAGUAAAUCUGCUCUUGCAACACAAGGUCUUUGAAGGCAACAGACCGACCAAUAGUAUUCUUGUGAAACGAGUUUCUCCAUUUAUUUUGGGUGCUUUAAUAGCAAUGUACGAGCACAAGAUCUUCAUUCAAGGAAUAAUUUGGGACAUUAAUUCUUUCGAUCAAUGGGGAGUGGAAUUGGGAAAACAGUUGGCCAAAGCCAUAGAACCAGAGUUGAACAGUGCUGAUAAAAUCACGAGCCAUGACUCUUCGACGAAUGGAUUGAUCGCUUUUAUCAAAAAUCAUAGCACUUAAGUACGUAAUGGAUUUUGUAGAUUUUGUAGAACCGAAUCGGGGAAAGAAUUAAUCCAUACAUCAAGGAUAUUAAAUAUCGAGGAUUGCAAUGAAUCCAUAAAAUCCAAAAAAAUUUAAAUUUUAAAAGAAAUUUAAUUUAGUUAUAUAAAUAUUAUUUAAAAUUGAUUGCUUUGUUGAAUCAUAAAUUAAGAGUCUAGUCGAAUCGUGAUAUUAGAAAUUUCGUAAAUUGUCGCCCAGGAUUUUUUCCUCGAUUUAGUUACGCAAUUUUUUUUAUAUGUUUAUUAACAAAUGCUUAUAUGGACAAUAGAUGUGGGAUAUGAUAAUUAUUUUUGGAUUUAUUGCGCACGUGUACAACUACAGAGGGCUUGAAUAUUUUAUCUUUGUGUUAGACACUUCGUAUUUUGUAACCGUCUUGUCAGUCGCACGUUGUUGCUUUAAAUAAAAAUCCAAGAUUAAGGAAGA
Messenger RNA from Belonocnema kinseyi, 2216 nucleotides. RefSeq names its product glucose-6-phosphate isomerase (gene Pgi). Gene Ontology annotation, cellular component: cytosol. The coding region runs from base 81 to 1754 and encodes 557 amino acids. Gene Ontology annotation, molecular function: carbohydrate derivative binding; glucose-6-phosphate isomerase activity; monosaccharide binding. Lineage: Eukaryota; Metazoa; Arthropoda; Insecta; Hymenoptera; Cynipidae. The transcript has 11 exons. The record is from RefSeq and is a predicted model, not a curated record. Gene Ontology annotation, biological process: glycolytic process; glucose 6-phosphate metabolic process; gluconeogenesis.